This is a messenger RNA of Strongylocentrotus purpuratus (purple sea urchin), 1845 nucleotides long. Its product is annotated as cytosolic carboxypeptidase 6. Bases 59 to 1606 code for a protein of 515 amino acids. The transcript has 13 exons. Gene Ontology annotation, biological process: proteolysis. Gene Ontology annotation, molecular function: zinc ion binding; metallocarboxypeptidase activity. NCBI's taxonomy places the organism in Eukaryota, Metazoa, Echinodermata, Echinoidea, Camarodonta, Strongylocentrotidae. The record is from RefSeq and is a predicted model, not a curated record.
UUGCCAAGCAACCAGUUUACUGCGCAUGCGCAUCUGAUACUUUCAGCUCUGACGAAAAAUGGCAGACAAGCGAGCCGAUUCUGGCUCUGAAAGUGAUGCUGAUGAUGCAGUUGUUGGCAAUCUUAAUAAGUUCACUGUACUCCCACUUGGAUACAGUGGCAAACCUAAACCUGGACAUCUCAUCUUUGAUGCAUGUUUUGAAUGUGGUAACCUUGGUCGUGUUGACUACAUCACAGAGCAUGAAUACGAUCUAUUUGUUAGACCCGAUACCUGUAAUCCUAGGUUUAGGGUCUGGUUUAACUUCACAGUGGAGAAUACCAAGGCAGAUCAGCGUGUGAUAUUCAACAUUGUUAACUUCAGCAAGACGAAGAGCUUGUACAGAGAGGGCAUGGCACCGAUGGUUAAAUCAUCAAGUAGAACAAGAUGGCAGAGGAUACCAUCCAAGAAUGUGUACUAUUACCGAUGUCCAGACCACAGGAAGAACUAUGUGAUGUCCUUUGCUUUCUGCUUUGAUAAAGGAAGUGAUCUCUACCAGUUCUCCUACUGCUACCCUUACUCCUACACUCGACUACAAACAUACCUCUCGGCCGUGGAGAAGAGAAGGUUGGACUUUGUCAAGAGAGAACUACUCUGCCUCAGUGUGCAACAGAGAAGGCUGGAUCUUCUAACGAUAACCUCACCUGAGAAUCUAGACCCUGAUGUAAAGCAGAGAGUAGUGGUUAUCACAGCUAGAGUACAUCCAGGAGAAACACCAGCUUCAUACGUCUGUCAAGGUUUGCUAGAUUUCUUGUUAAGCCAGCACCCUGUAGCCAAGGUAUUGCGUGAUCACAUUGUGUUCAAAGUGGUUCCUAUGCUCAAUCCAGAUGGUGUCUACCUAGGGAACUACAGAUGUUCAUUGAUGGGCUUUGAUCUGAACAGACAUUGGAAUGAGCCAUCUCCAUGGGCUCAUCCUACUCUACAUGCUACCAAACAACUCCUAGUUGAUAUGAAUGCUAACCCGAAUAUAGUGGUUGAUUUCUACGUUGACAUCCAUGCUCACUCUACGUUGAUGAAUGGUUUUAUGUAUGGCAAUGUAUAUGAUGAUCCAGUAAGAUACGAGAAACAGGCCGUCUUUCCUAAACUAAUGUGCUCCAACGCUGACGACUUUUCAAUGAUGAAUACAUCAUUCAACCGUGAUUCCGUGAAGGCAGGAACCGGACGUCGUUUCCUUGGUGGAAUCCUGGAUGAGAAUUCUCUGUGCUACACUCUAGAAGUCUCCUUCUUCUGCUACACACCCAACUCAUCAUCUACUGUAGUCCCAUAUGAUGAAGAUGGUUACAUGAAGCUAGGAAGGAACCUGGUCAAGACGUUUCUAGAUUACUACAAACUCUCGUCUUUGAUCACACCUAAACCAGCAGCUAAUAUAUCAACACUCAACCAAUUCAGGAGAAGAGAGAAGUCAGCUAAAGGAAGCAAAGGAGAGAGCGGUAAAGGUGAAAGACGAGCUAGCUCAGAGAUGAGCAAGUACUACACACAGAGGAACAAUGUGGAUAGUCAUAGCGCCCCCACUGUCAACGGAGGUCCAACCGUACAGCUGAAAUUCAACCAGAGGGAAGCAAGGAGAUGAUGACAGAGAGAAGAUGAAGAGACUCAUUUGAAUAGUGAAGAUGAAACUUUUAAAAUAGGGACAGUCUGAAUGUUAGCGGAUCAUUUUCUGUGGGUUAAUUGUAAGAGGAUUUCAAAUGAUCAGUGUAUGAGUAAAGAUUCACUCCAAUUCCACCUGUUCAUUCCAAACAUGGAGCACUGAUACAUUGCAUAUCCUAUGUCUUGUAUCUGUAUUCACGUGGAUAUAGGUAAACAGGUUGA